CAUUAAAAGCUAAAGCUAGAUCUGAUUUAACUACUAAUACAUAUCAAUGAUGCAUAUACCUAUUGGAUAUAUUAUAACAGGAUACCUCUAAUGCCAACUAACCUAGAUCUCUACCUCCUAAGUGAAGGCCGAUAGACUACGGACUAUGAGUCACGCCAUUUAAGCUAACCAAGCACGACAUAUUAAUACCACAUCUACCUGACCUACCUAGGUAUGUAUAUGCGUAGGUAUAUAAAACAGCGUCAAAGACUUGCUUCUCUGAAUUAUCAACCAUCAGCUACGGACAUCCAAUCUAACGCAGCAUCUACAAAAUGGCAGCUUCCACAGCUACCACCCCGCUCGUCGAUCAUAUCGUGAUCCUAGUCCCCCACUCUUUCCUCUCGGCCCCACCCUCGUGGUUCUCGGAGGUCUUCCACUUUCACUCCGGGGGUCGCCACGCCGACGGCCGCACGGAGAAUUCACUCGUGUACUUACCUGACGGCGCAUACCUUGAAUUCAUCGCCUUCGUGCCGGGCAUCGACCCCGCCGACCGAGCGACGCAUCACUGGGGAUCGAAGAAAGAGGGUACGGUCGUAGAUUGGGCCGUCACACUGCCUUCGACUGCGGAAGAUGAGGCCGAACGAGAACAGGAAGGAGCAGGAAAGGGAGAUGGGAGAGAAUUGAGAUUGGAGAAAUUGUUCCGCGAGGUUCAGCGCAAGGUCCGGGAGCAGAAUACGGGGAUCGUGUACGGCGACUUGAGACGUGGCGGCAGGACAAAACCGGAUGGCGCGAUUUUGAAGUGGAGCGUUGCAUUUGCGAAGCGUGAGGACGGCGAGCCGCUUGAGUUGGGGACUGUUCCAUUUUGGUGUCUCGAUGUCACGCCCCGACAUCUAAGGGUCCCGUUCGAAGAGCCAGGGAACGCGAAACACCCGUCCGGCGUCGUGGGUGUGGCCAAAGUCGAAGUCCAUCCCGAAUUAUCACAGACGGCGGAACGAGCUAAAGGAGUUUAUAAUGCACUAUUCGAAGAGAAGCAGGCUGAAGACGAGUGGAAGCUUAGUAGUCUAGCCGGCGAGAAGGUGCACCCUGGAGCUGUUGUGAGUCUGGGUGCAUCGGACAACCCAGCAAAGAUCGAUAUCACCUUUUUUACGGAUGAUGAAAGUUGGGCUGGGAAAUCGGUAGGUGGGAAGAUUGAUGGGGAAAAUACGCUUACAUUCCACCUCGUCGCUACAUCUAAAGGCAAGUGAUACCAAUGCGGUUUCAUGGAUCUCAUAUACUAGGUAUAUAUCGUAUGACUUAUAGUGCUCUAUUUCUCUAUUGAGGUUAUUUUAGGUAUUAGGUAUCUAUAUCAAGUAUAUGCC
Molecule: messenger RNA, 1337 nt
Organism: Annulohypoxylon maeteangense
Lineage: Eukaryota; Fungi; Ascomycota; Sordariomycetes; Xylariales; Hypoxylaceae
Product: glyoxalase-like domain-containing protein
Exons: 1
Coding region: 312-1223 (303 amino acids)
Source: RefSeq, a predicted model, not a curated record